UUAAAGAACGAUGGAGCCUAAGGCAGAUACCAAGGAAGUGAAGAUUGCGCAGAAUCCAAUCCCCUCGCCGAGCGUCGAUCCGAAAGCUGCGGAUCAUGGACCGACGAAGAAGGAAAGCAUCGAGAUUGAAAUCGAGACGACGAAAGGGAGCGUUCAACGGCCGGUUAGAACUUUGUCUGGAUCGAAGAAAAACGUCCACUGGAGCCCCGAAUUGGUUUCCGGGUCUCAGGAAGCGGAUCAUUCUUACCCCGCCGGAUCUAACCCGUACAACCCCUACAUUGCUCGUUCUCCACCAGACACCACCGAUGCUUCCUUGAAAGAUACGAUGGAGUCUGUGAAAGGAGCGCUUGGGAGAUGGGGAAGGAGGGUUGCUGAAGCUGCCAAGAAGACUGAGAGCCUUGCCGGGAACACGUGGCAGCAUCUGAGAACUGCUCCGAGUUUUGCGGAUGCUGCGAUGGGAAGGAUUGCACAGAGUACUAAGGUUCUUGCAGAAGGAGGAUACGAGAAGAUUUUCCGACAAACCUUUGAGACCGAUCAUGAUGAACAGCUGUUGAACUCUUUUGCAUGUUACUUGUCCACCUCAGCUGGCCCAGUUAUGGGAGUUUUGUAUGUAUCCAAUGCCAAGCUUUCUUACUGUAGCGACAACCCUCUCUCUUACAAAAACGAUGGUCAGACCCAGUGGAGCUACUACAAGGUGAUGAUACCACUACACCAACUUAAAGCAGUGAAUCCGUCAGCAAGCAUAGUGAAUCCUGCUGAGAAGUACAUACAGGUAAUAUCGGUAGACAAUCAUGAGUUCUGGUUCAUGGGUUUCUUAAACUACGAAGGCGCUGUCACAUCUCUGCAAGAAUCUUUGCAAGACAUUGGUUUACGGUCAGUGUGA
This is a messenger RNA of Eruca vesicaria subsp. sativa (arugula), 883 nucleotides long. The record is from the annotation of a GenBank genome assembly. NCBI's taxonomy places the organism in Eukaryota, Viridiplantae, Streptophyta, Magnoliopsida, Brassicales, Brassicaceae.